GCUUACCAAUAUGUUUCCACCUGAAGUCCACAACUCUUCUUUGAUGCGACACAAGACAAACAAACACUAAACAAACACAUUACUUGGCUGAGGAAGAAGGGAAGAAAAUGGUGAAGAUGAAGACAGUUCUUGUAAUAGUAAACUGUGUAUUCCUAGCGAUUGGAAACUGUGGAGGUCCUCUAAUGAUCCGUCUCUACUUCCACAACGGUGGCGAAAGGAUCUGGUUCUCUAGCUUUCUACAAACUGUAGGUUUUCCUCUCAUCCUCUUCCCUCUUCUCUUCUCCUUCCUCCGCCGUCGUCGCCUUGAAGAACAAGAAAAGACUUCGUUUUUCCUCAUGAAACCUCGUCUUUUCAUCGCCUCUGUCGUCGUUGGUCUGCUCAUGGGCUUUGACAAUUACCUCUACUCUUACGGAUUAGCUUAUCUCCCUGUUUCCACUGCGUCUCUGAUCAUCUCCGCUCAGCUAGGCUUCACUGCUCUCUUUGCCUUUUUCAUGGUGAAGCAAAAGUUCACACCUUUCACUAUUAACGCCAUCGUUUUGCUCACUGUUGGUGCCGUGGUCCUUGCCCUUAACUCUGAAAGUGACAAGCUUGCAAACGAGACACACAAGGAGUACGUUGUUGGGUUCCUCAUGGUCGUUGGUGCAGCUCUUCUCUACGCUUUUAUAUUGCCGCUUGUCGAGCUUACUUACAAGAAAUCUCGUCAACGAAUCACGUAUACGCUCGUGCUUGAGUUCCAGAUGGUCUUGUGCUUUGUUGCCACUUGCUUCUGCCUCGUGGGGAUGCUAGCUGCUGGUGAUUUCAAGGUGAUAGCAAGAGAAGCAAGAGGUUUUAAGCUUGGAGAGUCUUUGUAUUAUGUGGUAAUCGUGUUCACGGCCGUGAUCUGGCAAGCGUUUUUCGUAGGAGCUAUUGGAUUGAUCUUCUGUGCAUCGUCUCUGGUCUCUGGAAUUAUGAUCAGUGCUCUGCUUCCGGUGACGGUGAUCUUGGCCGUCAUUUGCUUCCGGGAGAAGUUUCAGGCGGGGAAAGGUGUCGCUUUGGCUCUCUCCCUCUGGGGAUCCGUCUCUUACUUCUAUGGACAGAUUAAAUCAGAGAAGACUAAGGGUCAGGAAACACAGGCGUCUCAACUGUCUCAGCUUCCAGUUACUGAUUAUGUAGCUUAAAAGCACAAAACAUGUUACCGUUUGAUUGAUUUAUUAAUGAUGUCUGCAAAUAAAAGUCAACAAAGGCAAUUUCUGCAAUACAGUUAACAUGUUGUAAUCAAAGAUGUGAUGUACAGAACUUGAGCUGAAAUCUUUUUAACUUUUAAGCAAAUGUCAUUUGACGAAA
Capsella rubella is the source of this 1323-nucleotide messenger RNA. Its product is annotated as purine permease 2. Gene Ontology annotation, cellular component: membrane. Bases 108 to 1157 code for a protein of 349 amino acids. Gene Ontology annotation, molecular function: purine nucleoside transmembrane transporter activity. The transcript is spliced from 2 exons. The record is from RefSeq and is a predicted model, not a curated record. Lineage: Eukaryota; Viridiplantae; Streptophyta; Magnoliopsida; Brassicales; Brassicaceae.